AUGGAUGCCCCUUUCUCCAUGGGAUCGAACAUUAGCACCAGCUCGAGUAGUAUCGGUGGCAGCAGUGGAGAAACGAAAAGAAACACCAACCAAACUAACGACUCACGGAUCAAACGGAAAACGCUGGCCGUGGACCUCGUGGUGCCGUCCCUGUUGCGCUAUUACCUGGCGGAGUUCAUCAAACGACCCCUAAAUGGAGACUGUCUGACUUAUAGUGGCUGUUACACCGUGCGCGCCAACUUGAGGAUGCUGUGCGUACCUUUACAGAAAAUCAUCUCGACUUUUGUGGCUGAUUCCACACAGAGAAAUGGAUCCGACGGACAGCUGCCGUUCUUUCACAAACGGCCGCUGUCCAAAGUUCUGAAAUUGGAAGCAAGAAAGUCCAACCAGGUCGUGGUGGAGAUUGGAGAGGAUUUAGUGAAGACGGGCUGCGGGGGCUUGUCUGUGCAUGAGGAGGCCCCUGUGCUCACGCUGGAGAUGGACCUCACUUCUGUGGUGGAGUGGUGGUUGGGGGCCGACGGGGGCCGCCUGAGGGUCAGGCUUAUCCCCGAGAAAAAGGCACAAGUGCCAGGCUUAGAGGAUCGUUACGCAGCCGCCAUACGAGCUGCAGACCCGCGCCUCUUCCUCCAGAUGUCCUCCAGAGGUGAGUUAUAA
This is a messenger RNA of Knipowitschia caucasica, 654 nucleotides long. The record is from the annotation of a GenBank genome assembly. Lineage: Eukaryota; Metazoa; Chordata; Actinopteri; Gobiiformes; Gobiidae.